Molecule: messenger RNA, 1242 nt
Organism: Salvia splendens (bonfire salvia)
Lineage: Eukaryota; Viridiplantae; Streptophyta; Magnoliopsida; Lamiales; Lamiaceae
Product: probable disease resistance protein At1g58390
Exons: 1
Coding region: 1-1242 (413 amino acids)
Biological process (GO): defense response to other organism
Source: RefSeq, a predicted model, not a curated record
AUGGGUAUGUACAAGGAAGACGAGGUCAUUCCGGCAAUUGAUAUAUGUGUGUUGUGGAUCGCACAAGGCAUGAUCUUGCAGCCGCUAGAAAGUUACCAAAAUGAAAUGCCGUUGAUGGACAUAGCACAAUGCUACUUGACUGAGUUGGCAUCUAGGUCGGUUGUAGAAAUUACACGUGAUGAUCCUAUUCGUGGGAAGACGACUAGAAUGUGUAAACUCCAUGACGCCGUACGAGAGAUGUGUUUGUCACUCGCAAUAGAUGAAGAUUUUGGCUUGCGCAAUUUGGAUUAUGAGGGUGGACCAUUUAGUGGUUUCUUCCAUGACAGUUUGUCACAUCGCAAAACGCGCCAUUUGAUUGUUUAUCUGAAAAGCAAGUUAGAAGAAGAAAGCAGAGAGCCCGCAGUCACUUGUGACCAAGAUACCACCAAAAUUGUGCGAUCUCUACUUUUCAUCAAUGACAUGGAGGGAGUACCUCUAACUCGAUUUCCGCAUAGAAUUGUUCGUUUGAAGGAAUUCAAAGUGCUCAAAACGCUAUCUAUAUGCGGAUUUGUUUUUGAGGGUAGAACAUUGCUAAAAGAGAUAAGUAAACUAGUCCUUCUUCGGAUUUUACGCUUGUGUGAUUGCCUGUUUGAAGAGCUACCAUCGUCCCUGAAAAAUUUGGUGUACUUGCAUACACUGGAUCUAUGGAAUAGUGGGAACGUUCUAAUACCGAAUGGUGUUUUGGAUAGAAUGUUGCAGUUAAGGCAUUUGAUCCUUCCAGUAUACUAUUCUGAGAAUUUAGAGGAUUAUAGAAUGAGUUUGGAAGGUCUUGAGCAGCUGGAGACACUUGUAGGCUACAACAGUUGGGUGCACCAACUCGAAUCCCCAACCCAAAUGACCAACCUCCGACAUUUUGAAGGCAUAGUCCACGAUAACCAUAGCUUGUCGGAUAUCAUUAACGCCUUUUGUACAAGCUGGAAUCAUUGUAAAUGUGGUGGACUUAGAAUCAAACAAGGCUGCCAUAUUUCAUUGGAGGAAGAUUUGAUGAUUUUCAAGAAAGUGUUCAAACUUCACAAUUUGUAUAUCUCUGUUCCGAUAGAAAACCUGUUCAAGGAGUUGGAAAGUGAGGCAUAUACCUCAAAUCUUCUUUGCUUAAUCUUGUCCGAGAGUAAUAUUAAGGAGGAUCCAAUGGAGACACUGGGAAAACUUCCCCAUUUAGUAGAUCUGUCGAUGACUGAGGCGUGCUUUUUGGGGAAGAAAUAA